AUGAAGUUUCUCUGCUUGCACGGUGCCAUUGGCAAUGUCGAAAACAUCAGUAUCCAGCUUGCUCCCCUUCAGAAGGACCUGGGACAAGAUCAGUCUGCGUCCUUCCACUACAUCAACGCCCCCGUCAAGAUCACACCACCAGCAGGAUUCGAGGAGUACUUUGGUAUCGGUCCUCACUAUCGCUGGGCAGAUGAUGGCGGUGCCGCCGAAGAUUCUUUGAUCAGUCGCGUUCGCCAAAUCCCCGUGGGACAAAAUCCAGAGGAUGUGAUGCGCGACCUGGUGGGCGAUCGCCAAGUUAUCUGGCUCAACUACAAGAAUGUCAUGGACUAUCUCUACCAAACCCUGGAGGAGCACCCAGACAUUGGAGGUAUUAUCGGCUACAGCGAGGGUGCCUCUAUGGCCGCUACUUUCAUCUUGGAUGAGCAACGGCGAUUCGAGGAGGAAGGCCGUGAGCGCCGCAUUAAGUGCGCCAUGUUCUUUACUGGUUGGCCACCCAUGUCGCCGGAAAGGGGGGUUCUCCUGGCGGACGAGGUCGAAGAUCUGGUUGACGUCCCCACCCUCCAUAUUGUUGGCGCGAACGAUCCCUUCCGCCAUGGUGCAUAUGCACUCUACAAUGUUUGCGACCCGGAUACAGCCACCUUCUUCGAUACGGGGAAGGGCCACACUAUCCCCCGCUCAGGGUUGGUGAUUAACGAAUUGGCCAAUGCGGUUCGUGAUCUUGUUGAGAAGACUCAAGAAGAGGAGUGA
This is a messenger RNA of Penicillium waksmanii, 747 nucleotides long. RefSeq names its product DUF341 family oxidoreductase. The record is from RefSeq and is a predicted model, not a curated record. The transcript has 5 exons. Gene Ontology annotation, cellular component: cytoplasm; nucleus. NCBI's taxonomy places the organism in Eukaryota, Fungi, Ascomycota, Eurotiomycetes, Eurotiales, Aspergillaceae. The coding region runs from base 1 to 747 and encodes 248 amino acids.